Colias croceus (clouded yellow) is the source of this 1692-nucleotide messenger RNA. Its product is annotated as lipase member I. Gene Ontology annotation, biological process: lipid metabolic process. The transcript has 8 exons. The record is from RefSeq and is a predicted model, not a curated record. Gene Ontology annotation, molecular function: lipase activity. The coding region runs from base 473 to 1459 and encodes 328 amino acids. Lineage: Eukaryota; Metazoa; Arthropoda; Insecta; Lepidoptera; Pieridae.
CGUCUGAUGGCGGCCGCAACUCGCAAUCAAUUUGACAGAGCCCAAUUUCGACCAACCUUUACCUUUAUCGCUAAGAAAAAAUUUAUAAGAACAAUUGCAUAAUUUUCUAUUGUGACGUUAAGUCAGCAGUUUGUAGGGUACCGUUGCGGCGAUAGCAUAUUUUCAUAGUACCUGUGCCUAUAUUUUAUAUUUCAUAGUACCAGUGCUUAUAUUUUGUGAGUACCUACGUGUAUAUUCUGUGGCUUCGUGUAGUAGAUUUUCUUCCCGCUUUUUUUAUACACCAGUGAACACAAGUUGAGCUCGGUUAAUCGAAAUGCUCUCUAAAAGUUUUUAACGAGUGCCGAAGCAUUGUGUGGUGUCCAUUGUGUGAAAAUCCAGCGGGUUCGUUAAAGAAAAUGCAAACGUUUUCGUCGUGUUUUCUUUCCUAUUUCCCGGUAAAUUUAUUAAUCGAAGUGUAAAUAUUGGCGUCAACAUGUUGAUCAGUAACUCUAUGUGCAAACUUAUGUCCGUGUUUAUUGGCGCAGUGCAGGUAUGUUUCAUGCCAGCGCCCAUUGGGGAUUGCACAGACUGCUGUCCUAGAAAUGACCGCAAUGAUAUAAAAUACAGGCUUUUUACUAGGCCAUAUUUGCACACACCAGAACUAAUCAAAAUAGACGAUAGUAAUUCAAUAUUACGUACGAGAUACAACACAAGUUAUCCCACUGUUAUUUAUUUAUUUGGAUUUUCCGAAGCUCCCACUGGUGUUAGUACUGUGACUCUAAAGAAUGCAUUUUUAAGCACUGGCAACUACAAUUUUAUAAGCGUGGACUGGUCCCGUCUUGUCGCAUUUCCUUGGUACGUAUCGGCAGUUGAAAAUACAAGGUAUGUGGCAACUAGGCUUGCUGAUUUCGUCCAAUAUCUGGAGUCUCAUGGAACUCCAUCUAGUACUAUACAUAUUAUAGGAUUCUCUUUAGGCGCUGAAGCGGCUGGGUUUACGGGGAAAGAAUUGAAGCAAAGAGGAUUAAUGCUGGGGAGGAUUACUGGUCUAGACCCAGCCUACCCCGGCUAUAGUCUAUACGACACCGAGGGCCACCUUACCAAAGAUGAUGCAACAUUCGUAGACGUGAUACACACUAACCCGGGAGUCUUUGGUUUUCCACAAGCGAUCGGUCAUGUGGACUUUUAUCCUAACCCUGGGGAAUGGAUACAACCGGGGUGCUGGUUUGACGAGCUUAUUAGGAACAGGCAGUUUAAUUUUGUUUAUGGUUGCAGCCACAACCGUGCGUGGCGGCUUUUCGCGGAAUCCUUACACAAUCCCUGGGGAUUCCCCGCAACCGUUUGUAACGAGUGGAGGAAUGAUUCCUCCUCUUGUGGGUUUACUAUUGAUGGCUAUAUGGGAUACCAGGCGCAGCCGUCGUCUUUUGGAAAACUUUACCUAGCAACAAAUACGCGUCCACCUUUUGCAAGAAACGGUCCAUAAUAUUCUGGAUCUGUCAAGAUUCAUCGAACAUGAAAGUCGAAUGCUUCUUAUUCAAGAUGGUGUUGUUGAUAAAGUGAACUAAACAGUAAGAACUUUUCAAAAUGUUGUGUAAAAAUGGUCAGUAACAAUUUUGGCUACAUUGUUGAAGUUGUAUUUUUAUAUUCAUGUUACAUUUCGUUUUCAUUAAUUCAUUCCAUCGGAAAAAAUGCAUCGCAUAUUACAUCACAUAUAAA